Doryrhamphus excisus (bluestripe pipefish) is the source of this 2806-nucleotide messenger RNA. RefSeq names its product protocadherin beta-16-like. Gene Ontology annotation, cellular component: plasma membrane. The record is from RefSeq and is a predicted model, not a curated record. NCBI's taxonomy places the organism in Eukaryota, Metazoa, Chordata, Actinopteri, Syngnathiformes, Syngnathidae. Gene Ontology annotation, molecular function: calcium ion binding. Gene Ontology annotation, biological process: homophilic cell-cell adhesion.
ACCUUCACUGGGGAGAAAGACGACGGUCUGGUCGCCAUUAGAGGAGAAGUCUUUUCUGUGGAUUCUUAUCUUUAUUUCGGAUUUAUUGUUUGAGGAGCGUGUGCUUUUAUUUUGAAGGAACACUAUCGCUGCAUUUUUAAAUUGUAUUUUGGACACGAGGAUGUAUUUUACGUGGAUAAACGCCGUCAGAGGCCGAUGGCGAACACUGUUUGUCAUUCUUUGUCUCUUUGAGCUGAGCUCAGUGACUGGACAGGCUCGCUAUUCCAUACCGGAGGAGCAGGCAGAAGGCUCUUUUGUUGGAAACAUUGCGAGGGAUUUGGGCUUGGAUGUGGCCAGACUCGUAGCAGGUAAAGCUCGUAUCAUCACCAAAGGAGGCCGGCAGUAUGUUGAUUUAAAACGAGACAAAGGCACACUUGUUAUUAAAGAGCGCAUCGACCGAGAAGAGCUUUGUGGAAAGACGACGCCCUGCAGCUUCAGUUUCGAUAUCAUUUUAGAAAAUCCAAUCCAGCUUUAUCGUGUAACAGUGGAGGUCACGGACAUGAAUGACAACAGUCCCUCCUUCCCGCAACAUGAUAUUAAAUUAAAUAUUGCUGAAAAUGCUGCAGUGGGGACCAGUUUCUCUCUAGCAAAUGCCGACGAUCCUGAUGUUGGUGUUAAUGAUAUUCAGAAAUAUUCUCUGAAACCUUCUGAUAAUUUUAAAUUGGAGGUAUUAAGUCAGCCAGGUGGGGCAAAAUUCAUUGAAAUGGUUUUACAGAAGCCUUUAGACAGAGAGAAAGAGGAGAGCCACACUCUCAUGUUGAUAGCUUCAGAUGGCGGUGAGCCACAUAGAUCAGGGACGGUGAGAAUUCAAAUCACUGUGCUGGAUGCAAACGAUAACGCACCAGUGUGCAGCCAGCCUGUUUAUAAGGUAGAUGUUCGAGAAAAUUCACCUGAGGGAACAUUGAUCACUACUGUUAGUGCAAAUGACGCUGAUGCAGGCCUCAAUGGUGACGUCACUUACUCUAGUCCUCAUAUUACUAAGGAAGCAAAACAGCUUUUUGAUGUUAACCUUAAAACAGGAGAGAUUAAAAUAAAAGGUAAAUUAGAUUUUGAAAAGUCCAGAUCACAUGACUUGAAGAUCCAAGCUAGUGAUCAUGGAGGAUUUACAGAUACAUGUAAAGUAAUUGUUAACAUCAUUGAUGAGAAUGACAAUGUCCCUACAAUAGAACUGAUGUCAUUUUCCCAGUCCAUCCCAGAGGAUUCCCCCCCGGGUACAACUGUAGCUGUUUUUAACGUGAACGAUGAAGACUCUGACGGCAACGGUGUUGUCAAGUGCUCCAUCAACUCUGACGUCCCUUUCAAAAUCGAGUCUUCAUUAACAGGUUAUUACACCAUAGUGACAGACAACUUCUUAGACAGAGAAAGUCUUCCUGAAUAUAAUGUUACCAUAACAGUGUCUGACCAAGGCUCUCCUCCUCUGUCUAGUAGUAAAAACAUCAACGUUAAAAUAUCCGACGUGAAUGACAGCCCGCCUAAAUUCCAUCAGUCGGAAUACAGUAAGACUGUACCAGAGAACAACUCUCCUGGUUUUUCAGUGUUUACUGUCAGUGCUAGUGAUGCAGACUGGGGCCAGAAUGCUCGAGUGUCUUACUUCCUGGAGGAGAAAGAGGUUCAUGGAGUAGCUGUGUCUUCUUUUGUCUCAGUCAACUCAGAGAACGGCGUCAUCCACGCAGUCCGAUCCUUUGAUUACGAACAAAUCAAGUCCUUUGUCUUUAACGUCACCGCCCGCGACGCCGGAUCCCCUCCUCUGAGUUCCGUGGCCACGGUUCGCAUCCUGAUACAAGACCAGAACGACAACGCCCCUCAAGUCCUGUACCCAGUCCAAACAGGCGGCUCGGUGCUGGCGGAAAUGGUGCCUCGUUCAGCAGAUGUGGGCUACCUGGUGACUAAAGUGGUGGCUGUUGAUGUGGACUCUGGACAGAACGCCUGGCUCUCCUAUAAAGUGCACAAAGCCACAGACAGGGCGCUGUUUGAAGUGGGCCUACACAAUGGAGAAAUAAGAACUGUCCGCCAAGUCACUGAUAAAGAUGCUGUCAAACAAAGACUGACUGUUCUAGUGGAGGACAACGGGCAGCCCUCUCGUUCAGCUACAGUCAUUGUUAACGUGGCGGUGGCGGACAGCUUCCCUGAAGUGCUGUCAGAGUUCACUGACUUUAGCAUGCACGACAAGGAGUACAAUGACAAGCUGACUUUUUACUUAGUCUUGGCUUUGGCUGUGGUCUCCUUCCUCUUCAUCACCUGCUUGCUGCUUAUCAUAUCGGUCAAAGUGUACAGGUGGAGACGGUCUCGCAUCCUGUACCACUCCAACCUCCCUGUCAUUCCGUAUUAUCCGCCACGUUACUCGGACACUUUGGGGACGGGGACUCUCCCGCACGUGUACAAUUACGAGGUGUGCAGGACCACCGACUCCAGAAAAAGCGACAUGAAGAACAUGCAAGGGAUGAGUCAAAGUUUAGUGAGCGUGGAUGGAGCUGAUGCUGAUACGCCGCAUGUGACCAAGCAGCUGUCGGGGAACUGUUCCCAGAUGUCAACUUUGGUGAGUCCCAUGCUUUUAUAUUCCUUUCCUUUGUAUCUUACACAUGGAAGACCCAUGUUUCGUGUCCUUGCUGGCCUUUUGGUUUGGCUUUUGUGUUUUACAGUACAUGACCCAUUGCAUCCAGGCUUCUCCUGUAAAUACUGUAAACACAUCCCUCACAUCCCUUUACUUUCCCACACCAACACACUCUUAACUUUGUAUCACUUUAAACUGUGAGGAGUGCUCUGUUUU